AUGUCCGUUUCAUCAUCAUUCUCCCCCACAACCUACAGCGCCGUCCCUUUAGGAGCGUGCCAGCUCAAUGGGAUGCAUCCGUCGCCACUCAUUCCAUAUCUAAUGCCCCUCCACCGACGAUACCAGCCAAGAAGGAAAAAGGAAAGAACAAUCCCUGUCGAGAGACUCCCGGAUGUUACCUUUGAGGCAAGGAAACGGAGACGUUUCCAUCCUAUGCCCAGAGGAUCCGACGAGAUCAUUACCGCCUCCGUGCAGCAGAUAUCUAUGUGUUGCGACUACGAGAGAUAUACGGCCCCCAACCUUUGUUAUGUCUCCAUGCUGUUUGGUUGGAGAUCUUUUGUCCUCCUUCAGACCAUAACAUGGUUCGGUCUUCUCCACCGCUCGACAUCCAAGUUUGACUGUGCCCCUUCUAUGGUUCGGAGUAAGAAGUACUCGAAACUGAGCGCAUAUGCCGCGAUCAUCACACGCCGAGACACUAUGCCUGUAGUUAGCACGCCGUACUGCAGCAACAUGGUGGGGGUUUGGAGGCCCCGCUUACUUAGUGAGCUUCUCGUCGGAGGUGACUACACGCUGGCCAUGGUGGUUGCGGAGCGCGCCGGCCCUCACGAACACUGCCGCAGGGCACUUUCCGGGGGGAUUGCCAGCGCCGGAAAAUCAGACACUUCCAGAUCUUGCUCCUGA
Molecule: messenger RNA, 681 nt
Organism: Morchella sextelata
Lineage: Eukaryota; Fungi; Ascomycota; Pezizomycetes; Pezizales; Morchellaceae
Exons: 10
Coding region: 1-681 (226 amino acids)
Source: RefSeq, a predicted model, not a curated record